Cynara cardunculus var. scolymus (artichoke) is the source of this 1021-nucleotide messenger RNA. RefSeq lists its product as uncharacterized. Bases 1 to 900 code for a protein of 299 amino acids. NCBI's taxonomy places the organism in Eukaryota, Viridiplantae, Streptophyta, Magnoliopsida, Asterales, Asteraceae. The record is from RefSeq and is a predicted model, not a curated record. The transcript has 4 exons.
AUGGACAAAGAAAACUUGUUCAAUGCUCCCUAUUUCACCUCUGAAAGCGACGAUGAAGAUGCCGUUAUCACCGCCUUAACUCGCCGCUUCUCCCGAUCUGCUUCAAUUCAACAACCUCUCUACAUUCUCAAGGAAAAACGGGUUUUCUCUGCUUCUCCGGAAUCAACUCUUGGCUGGCCGCUUUCUACCCCUUCUCGGCCACCGUUUCUCAAAGCUGACGAAGAUGCUUGGAAUCUGAUCUAUGCUGCGGCGGGACAAGUCGCCAGGAUGAAGAUGAGGAUGAGCAUCGCCACCGCCACCGCCGGCGUUGUUGCUCACAAGAACAACAGAGGUCUACCCGGAGCUUCUCGUGCUUUUGCUCAUCCUCACUGUUCUUCAUGGGGGACGAGUGAUGGAGAUGAGUUUUUCCGGCAGCGACAAUUUUGUCGGAAGAGAGGUGGUAACGAAAGCUGUGGGGACAGGUCACCAAGUUUCCCUCAGUCUGCAUGGCCUCCACCCCAACAACACCGACCAAAUCAACCCAAACCCUGCAAUGUGCCGGUCAUGAAACCCGUCGUUGUCGGUGGAUCUGGUGGCGGUUGUGACGGUGGUGGUGGUGGGAAGAGGGAAUGUGCCGGCACUGGUGUCUUCUUGCCCCGAAGAUACUGUAACAAGCCACCUGAAUCUCGAAAAAGACUAGCAUGUUCGCCUGCUAAUCUGCCAGCUAGAAUGAUUCAGUCUUCUUCCAUUACCCCACCUGAUGAAAUCGAAGCUCGCAUCAAUGGCGGUUUCAUCCCACAGUAUGAAAUGGCAAGGGGUGGGCAGCAGCAGCGGCGGAGCAACCACCACAUCCAGGGCGGCGUCAAGGAACCAGUGGCGAACAACCCAGAAAUGCUCCUCCCUCAAGAAUGGACCUACUGAAAACGGAAAAGAGUAGUAGUAGAUAGAAGAGUGAAUAUAUGAGUAGAAGGUAGAGAAUGAUUUUGUUUGAUGUUGAUGAUGAUCCAAGUACAAAGAUGAAAAUAAAAGGGAAGAUUUUUAG